This is a messenger RNA of Portunus trituberculatus (swimming crab), 2187 nucleotides long. It is a transcript of the gene BHD, whose product is annotated as folliculin-like. NCBI's taxonomy places the organism in Eukaryota, Metazoa, Arthropoda, Malacostraca, Decapoda, Portunidae. Bases 87 to 2033 code for a protein of 648 amino acids. Gene Ontology annotation, biological process: negative regulation of transcription by RNA polymerase II; positive regulation of TORC1 signaling; positive regulation of GTPase activity. Gene Ontology annotation, molecular function: GTPase activator activity. The transcript is spliced from 13 exons. The record is from RefSeq and is a predicted model, not a curated record. Gene Ontology annotation, cellular component: cytosol.
GAUCACUCUCUCUGUCUGGUUGUGAAGCUGUUGGAGGUAUAGACUAUCAGCAUAUUUCUUAAGAAAACGAAGCAGCAUCAACAUUUAUGAAAUCACACGAUGUUACUCCAAGCCCUAUGAAAUGUCCUAAGGGUGAUUCGGAGUAUAAUAGUUGUGAAGAACAAGGUGUUUGGCGGUUGAGAAGAACUUUCCGGGUUGGACUCAAAGAGGCGGCGGUAUUGAUAUCAGAAGUUCAGAUGAAUGCUAUAGUAUCAAUAUGUCACUUCUGUGAAUUGCAUGGACCCAGUGUUGUCUUCUGCACUCAAGCCUUCAGAGACUUGCUAGGGUUCAAUGUAAUAGCUGACAUUGAAACUUCGCCAUUGGAAAAUACACAGAAUGUUGAAAAUGAGCACCAAACAAAGGAUGGGAAAUAUGACUUAUGGAAGUAUGGAAGAAUUCACCAAGAUGUUGUGGCACAGGCACGGAACGAGACCCCUAAUGAAACCUGUGUAGCUUGUCGCUCAUUUCCACACAGUAAGCCUGGAUACAUCAGUAAUGAUGACUCUGCUCGGGUCAGCUACAUCAGCUCGCAGUAUCCAUUACAAACUGAACUCUACAUCCUUGUGCGACAAGCAUGCAUAAGGUCCCUCAGCUGUGAGGUAUGUCCUGGAAAAGAGGGACCCAUAUAUUUUGGUGAUGAGGCAAGAGGCCAUGUACUGUCUUAUACUUUCUUCCUGAGAGAUGUCCAGGCCAGGGGUUUCCAGAGGUGGUACAGCAUUAUGGUGCUUAUGAAGGACAAAAUGCUCUUGUUAAACUCGUGGCCAUUUAUUGUAAAGCACCUCAAGCAGAUCAUCACCAAUCUUCAAGACAGUGCUUCCAAGAUUUAUGAAACUGAAGAGUCUAAAGUGAGCCACCGAGCUCUAAGGUCUGCAGCUGUCAUGAUGGACAAAUCUCGCAAACAGAGAGUGGCUGGUCAGCCUAGGUCCUUAUGUGAGAUGGUUGGAGAGGAGGGAGUGUGGCAACACCUUCACUCUUCUUUCACAUGGCUCCUGAAAGCAAGUGGACUGAGAUUACAGGAGAGACUGGUGGAAGGACCUCCUAUUAGUUCUUUCAUGGCAAAUUGUUCAGAUGAAUGUGGAGGACUGAAUAUUCAGCAGGCAUACAACAUCCUUGGAAGCACUAUCUUUCAUCACUUGGUGCAUCACCUGCUCAUUGGCAGACAAGUUAUCUUAAGGGGAAACUCUGAUGUCAUAAUAUCAGCCUUGAUCAAGAGUAUACAGCCUCUUCUACCCAAACACUGCUACAGAGCAAUCCACUUCUCACAACACUACGUGGAUUGUGCCUCCUGCAAUGUUCUGGGCCUUCAUUCCCUCGUCAGUAUUCCUCAAAAUGUCAUGGUUAUGAAGAAUCUCUUUGUUAUUGAUCUCAUUCCAAAAGGAGACACUGGUGAGGUCUUCAGCAAGACAACUCCAAGAACUUCCUCUAACUUACUCAGCACACAGGAGGUAAUCAAAGGAGAUUAUCAGAAUCCAAAAGGUGCACAAGCCCUAAAAGAAAUAAUCAAGAAUUACACAAUCAAGCUUAGUCAAGAAGGACCACUACCAGCCAGACCACCACAAAUUCUAAGUCGCAUAGAAUCAGCAGUCAGCAAUCCUACUCUUACUUACUCUACACUGUGUGUGUACUUAUCCACAAUAAUAUAUGAAUGGAUUAAUAAGGUGAAGGUAUGGAUUCAUGUUCAGAAUGCAAAGAAAAUGGUGCAUGGCUGGCCAGAGAGAGUUCCUUCUCCCAGCACCUUACAGGCCAGCAACAGGAGUUCAUCAAUACCAAUCAUACAAGGCUCAUCACACUCCCUGGCCCACUCACCAGUGAUAUCUACAUUUCGAAGCAUGUCCCCUGGAGGACUUGGUGAGAGACAACAGGAAGUAACACAUCAGGAUGAGAAACAUCAACUACUGGCUGCUAUUGGUUCAACUGAGUGGGAUGUUCCUCUGUUAGAGUUUUGGGCUAAGAAUUUCUAUCAAGAUACUUCUCAAGAGAUGAUCAUGCAGUAAUGACCCCCAAUGACAGGCAUCAAGGUUUGCACUCCUCGUGAAAUGGAUCUAGUGUCCGGAACUCCCUCCAAGUUGGAGGCAUGUGGUUGUGCAGAUGAUAGUUGCACUUCUUGCAAACAUCAUUAAAGAGUGAAACAAAGCUGUGGAGCCAUGU